AUGUGGAUUCUCCACGGCAACGUAACUGAACGCGGAGACGUCGGCGGGGGUCCUGGGAAGAGUUAUCUUUUCUUCUUGACAGCCUAUCACCCUGAAAUCGGUUUGGUCCGGUGCGCCCCGACGACCCUUGAAAAUCCGCGGGAAGGAAUAGUUUUCACGCCAGGUCGUACUCAUAACCGCAGCAGGUCUCCAAGGAUUGGCUCUAAGGGUCGGGCUCGCUGGGCCUUGGGGGGAACCCCUCGGAGCAGGGGGGCACUAGCCGGGCAACCGGCCGGCGCCCCCCAGCACCGGGCGGGGGACGCCCUUGGCAGGCUUCGGCCGUCCGGCGGGCGCUUAACGACCAACUUAGAACUGGUACGGACAAGGGGAAUCUGA
Messenger RNA from Aspergillus steynii IBT 23096, 375 nucleotides. RefSeq lists its product as uncharacterized. Bases 1 to 375 code for a protein of 124 amino acids. The record is from RefSeq and is a predicted model, not a curated record. NCBI's taxonomy places the organism in Eukaryota, Fungi, Ascomycota, Eurotiomycetes, Eurotiales, Aspergillaceae. The transcript has 3 exons.